Hibiscus syriacus is the source of this 1062-nucleotide messenger RNA. Its product is annotated as GRF1-interacting factor 3-like. The record is from RefSeq and is a predicted model, not a curated record. The coding region runs from base 123 to 695 and encodes 190 amino acids. NCBI's taxonomy places the organism in Eukaryota, Viridiplantae, Streptophyta, Magnoliopsida, Malvales, Malvaceae. Gene Ontology annotation, biological process: positive regulation of transcription by RNA polymerase II; leaf development; cell population proliferation. The transcript has 4 exons. Gene Ontology annotation, cellular component: nucleus. Gene Ontology annotation, molecular function: transcription coactivator activity.
UUUAAAAUUUGGGGAUUUUUCAAUUUAGGGUUUUGUUUUGGGUUUCUUUCAGGGAAGGUUCUUGAGGGUGAUCAGGGUUAGGGUUUCCCAUUGGAGUAAAGUGAAGUAAAACGUCACACAAGAUGCAGAAGACACCGCAAAUGGUUCCCUCGAUGCCUUCGUUUCCGACCAAUAAUAUCACCACCGAGCAAAUUCAGAAGCACCUUGAUGAGAACAAGAAGUUGAUUUUGGCAAUUUUGGACAAUCAGAAUCUUGGAAAACUUGCUGAAUGUGCCCAGUAUCAAGCUCAGUUGCAAAAGAAUUUAAUGUACUUAGCUGCAAUUGCGGAUGCUCAACCGCAAACAACGCCAACAAUGCCGCCUCAGAUGGCACCUCAUCCUGCAAUGCAGCCAGGAGGAUAUUUUAUGCAACAUCCUCAGGCUGCAGCAAUGGUGCAGCAACCUGGUAUUUACCCCCCAAAAGUGCCAUUGCAAUUCAAUAGCCCACAUCAGAAUCAGGAUCCACAACAGCAUCAACAAGCGAUGCAAGGUCAAAUGGGAAUCAGACCUGGAGGGCCCAAUAAUGGCAUUCACCCCAUGUAUGCCAAGGCUACUCUAGGAAGUGGCAGCAGUGGUGGUGCCCCCCCAACUUCGUGCCAAAAUGAUGGACGUGGUGGAAACAAGCAAGAAGGCUCUGAAGUUGGUGCUGACCGCUGAUGGACAGGGCAGCACAGCUGGUGGGCAUGUAGCAGAGGAGGCAAAGUGACUGCCCGAAUCAGUUGUUUUGAUUGGAUGCUGGUGAAUGUGUAUAGUAGAUAGCUCUAGUGAUCUCAGUCGAACGGUUUUAGAAUCUUCUCGUUGCUCUUCAACUGUCUGUUUGUUAGUUUGUUUGAGGUUCGUGGCAUGCCAAAUUAUAAAGAGCAAGGGGUAAGAUGAUGGAAAAGCUUGCCUGUAUCUGUAUUGUGAUCCAACUGAAAUUUCCCGUGGUGGUGUAAAAACCUCUGUAUAAUAUUAUAAGAUAGAAGAGGGGAAACAAUCAAACAAAUUUUAUUGUAAGAGGGAAAUGAAAACACCUAUGAAUCUC